Messenger RNA from Carya illinoinensis, 2854 nucleotides. Its product is annotated as putative disease resistance protein At3g14460. The coding region runs from base 94 to 1287 and encodes 397 amino acids. Lineage: Eukaryota; Viridiplantae; Streptophyta; Magnoliopsida; Fagales; Juglandaceae. The transcript is spliced from 8 exons. The record is from RefSeq and is a predicted model, not a curated record.
GAUGGAAUUGAUGCAGUGGAUCCAAACUUUUAUGGCAAUUCUUCUUCUUCAACAGAACCAUUUGGAGCCUUGAAAGUUUUGAAGUUUAGAAACAUGCCGAAGCUGGAGAAAUGGUUUGCUUUUGGUGCUGAAAAUGAAGGUGUAGCAUUUACUCAUCUUGAAGAGCUUGAGAUUGUUAACUGCCCUAAGUUAACAGGAGAGUUGCCCAUCCAUCCUCCUCUAACUAGACUUAUGAUAGAAGAAUGUCCGAUGUUGGUAACUUCACUUCUAAAAGAAGAAUUUCCAACGGGAUUGCAGAAACUUUCAAUUGGAGGAUUUGAUGCGUUAGAGUUCAUACCAGAGAGAUUGAUGGACUUCAACACUCGUCUUGAGGAGUUAAAAAUUAGUGAUUGCAACUCGCUUAUAUCUCUGUCCAGUGGUGGCCUGCCUUCUCCGUUAAAAGUCCUUGAGAUAAAAGAUUGUAGCAAGUUAGAGUUUCCAAUGCACUGGAACUAUUCAUCCCUUGAAGAAUUGCGGCUUGAAAAUAGUUGUGAUUCUCUACAGUCAAUUUCAUUCAAUUUAUUCCGAAAUCUGAAAUCCAUCAAACUAAAUGGAUGUAGGAAUCUGGUGUCUGUCGAUGUUCCGCAACAACUUCAACUUGAUUUAGUGGCCUUGUCAUCAAUAGAAAUAAAUAAUUGCCCUAAUUUCGUUUCAUUUCCGAAUGGAGGAUUGCGUGCCCCAAAACUUAUGUGGUUUCGCAUCAUCGAUUGUCGGAAUCUGACGUCACUUCCUGAUAAGAUGCACAUACUCCUUCCGUCUCUUCGGAAUUUGCAUUUAGAGAACUGCCCAGAAAUUGAGUCAUUCCCUGGAGGAGGCUUGCCUUCCAAACUAGUUGGUAUUUCCAUCAUAGACUGUGACAAACUCGUCGUCAAUAGAAGGGGUUGGGAAUUGCAAAAUCUGCCCUCCAUUCGAGGCGUUACUAUCAAAGGCAAUUGUAAAGAUGUGGAUUCCUUUCCGGAGGUGGGGUUACUUCCCACUAGUUUGUUAUGUAUUUCCAUCGAAAAUUUUCCAAAUAUGAAAUCUUUGGACUGUAAGGCACUUCGACACCUCACCCGUCUUGCUAAAUUGUCAAUCUGUUCCUGCCCUAAGUUGAAGUUUAUGCAAGAAGAAGGGUUGCCUACCUCCAUUUCUAUUCUACUGAUCAGCAAAUGUGCUUUGUUGGAGAAACAACUGGAAAGCAAAAAAGGAAAAGCAUGGCGCAAGAUUGCUCACAUCCCCAGCAUUUAUAUUAAUGGUACAUUGAUUUGACCAAACUACAAGUCCAGCAGGAAUUCCCAAUUCAGUUAUAUUAUCUACACCACAGUUGGACGACGUCAAUGCUGCAGGUUUGUUCCGGUGAUGCGUGUUUCUACAGAUUUCCUUUUGGAUGUUCGUCCUUAAUACCGUACGGUUUUUUUUUUUGAACGUGGUCGGUUUCCUUUCUCAAUAACUGGCGUCAUGCGCUUCGAAUCAAACUGUUUAUCUCUGCGAAAAUUUUGAAGUCCAAAUUUCCGAUCCAGAUGCAGUCUUCAAAGCAAGGACGUGGCACUGUAAAUUCACUAGAAUGUGAGCCUUUUGGGAGAACAGAAAGGCGACCACAAGUAAUUGAAUGAUUAGCCUCAGGGAUGAGCUGUGGGACUUUCAUGUCGGGUUUUGCCAUAUCGAGAGAAUGGGGAAGAAGUAUUGAAGUGCCAAUCAAAAUUUCCUCUCAGUACGUUUCUCUUGAAAGCUGCCUCUCUGUAAGGGUAAUCAAUGGCAGCCUAAGAUCUGUGGCUGUUGAAUGAUCCUUCUUGUAUGGUUGAUGAAUCAUGUUGUCAAGCUUCCUACUCUCCAGAAGGCACUUUACAAUUGCAAGCGACUGAACUUUUGGCCAACUCCAGCCUUUAGGAUUUUGAGAUGAGAAACUGAAAUUGGGUUUUAGAUGGUGACAUUUUCUAUUGAUUAGACAAUGCCAAUUUCUCCAAGUUUCUAACUUCAUGGGACUCCUAUUAUGGUCGCAUGAAGCCGGUUCAAGACCGCACACCUAAUUAUGGUCUCAAGAUAAAAUCAAUAGAUCGGGCGGUUUGGCUUAGCUCAGAAAAGGGGCAAAAGGCCUUUAUUGUCAACAUGCUCGCCUUGGACUAAAUGGGCUAAACUAAACAAAUAUGUGCUGCCGAUGCAAAGAUUUCAGAAGAGGAUAUGGAUUCCCUCUGUUAAACCCCCACUGCUCUCCUGUUACCUAAAGCUUUGGCUUGUAGUUGCAACAACAUCUCAGAAAGGCUUAUGAUCAUGCAGAAUCUGCCUAUGCAUACCAAGAAACGGGGCUAGUUUCAUUCUUUACAGGGUGAUCAGCAAAACAAUGAAAGAAAGAAGGUUUCCAUAAAGGCAAUUUGGUUAUCGAAAUGAUAACUUUAGUGGGUGGUUGAAACAUGAGAGCCGGGAAGUUUGGUGGAGGCCUUGGCUCUUGGGGAAACAAUUGCGAGAACCAAUACUAUGUCAUCUUCUUCAGGCUAGCUUGGCAUGCUCGUGGAUGUGGCUAACAGUAUUAAUGCAUCAGCUGUUCUCCUAUAUACAGUUCCCAUUAUUUUGUUUCUCUCUGUAAUCUCUGACUAGGAGAGACUAGAUUUGGGUGAAAUUGUCAAAUUGAGACCAGGGAAACGUUUAAUUCCAUGUAUAUAAGCAUUAGAGACUUGAUUCUACGUAGGAUGUCCCAUGGAACUUGGCACUUUGAUGGUCAAUUUGAUCCUCUCAACAUCAUCAUCCCUUGUGAUAUUUCUGCCAUAUUUGGCCACAAACAAAGAGAUAAAAAGCUAGAGAAAAGAAUGAUUUUAUUUUGGGACCAGUACUUUUGGUAAAA